This is a messenger RNA of Grosmannia clavigera kw1407, 564 nucleotides long. RefSeq lists its product as uncharacterized. Gene Ontology annotation, molecular function: carbon-sulfur lyase activity. The transcript is spliced from 2 exons. Bases 1 to 564 code for a protein of 187 amino acids. The record is from RefSeq and is a predicted model, not a curated record. NCBI's taxonomy places the organism in Eukaryota, Fungi, Ascomycota, Sordariomycetes, Ophiostomatales, Ophiostomataceae.
AUGGCAGAGCUUGUGAGAAAGACGAGUGAGCUUCCUCAGUGGCUGCCGCCCUGGCUGCCCGACACAUGUGCCGAACGAGCUCGCCGGGUGGCCUCGGGCGAGGCAGCAAGCGAUCCCACGGCCACGUAUGCGGCUGGCUGCCACUGCGGCGCGAUCGCGCUCGAGGUCACGCUGUCGCCACCGCUGGAGCAGGGCUAUAUGGUCAACAUGUGCAACUGCUCCGCCUGCUCGCGUCUGGGCUACCUGCUGGUGUACCCAGAGCGCAGCCAGGUGCGGUGGCGUGGUGAGGGUGACAGCAAAGAAGGCAGCAGCAGUGACCGGGACAAAUGCGGCAUCUACCGCUUCAACACUGGCCGGACUCUUCACCUGUUCUGCCGCGACUGCGGGACCAGUCUGGGCGUCGACUUUCAGGGCUUGUUCCUGCCGGGCUACGACGGCUACGGGCUCAAUGUCCGCUCCUUCCAGAACGUCGACCUCGGCAGCCUGACGUACGGCUUCAACGACGGAAAGAACAACGUGCCGCCAGCGGGCGAUGUCUCGGGGCAGGGGGUGAAAAGCGAGUAG